UUCAACAAUAACAAUCUGAAUCGGCGCUGCGGUUUUGAAUCGAAUGUCGGAAAGUGAUGUGAUGUGAUAGCUUGAUUGCUCCUUUAUUAGUUUAUAGUUUAUUUUGAAACGAAAUAGACAGGCAUCAUGAAAUACGAACUGAAGAUAUAAAAUAGAAAUUGUGCCUCAAAGUGCCUAGACGGAAACAUAACUUACCGACCUAAAUAACUUAAGACUGCUAAUUGGAUAUACAUAAGAUGAGUUCAUUGACGGAAUUAACGAAUGUUAUCUGUGAAUCCAUUCAGAGAAAGUCGUUGGAUACAUUGAAUACAUAUUUUAUAUCGUACGAUAAUUGGGAAAAACUCUUAAAUACAGAUCUAAUAUUAAUUUUAAAAGAAGUGUUGAAAAAAAAUAGAAAGCAUGAGGGAAAAGCAUUUGAUAUAACAUGUGUUCUAGACUGUCUGCAACAUUUUCUCAACACAGUGCAAGAUUCCCAAAAAUGGGAGAAAGUGUCUGAAGAUAUGAGCAAACUUUGUGACGGCGUUUUUGUCAUUUCCUGUAACUUCAUAAAGGAUGAGACCCUGAUCAAGAAAGCUAUAGCUGUGAUAUCAGCAAUUUUGGAUGUUGGGAACAGUGUCGCUGAUGACCUCUUGAGGUUCAUGAUGACAUCACUAUUGGCCCAUUGUUUGAACAAAACCUUUACCAAGCACACCCGAUUGCUCAUAAUGAUCCUGAUUAGCUCUCUCCUACAGAAAUCAUCACGAAGAAUCCGCUCUGAGAUCAUCCCCACCAAUAUUGAUCAUUUAAAUCGUCUUUCAAAUAUAUUAACUGAGAGUGAUGAUUAUGAAACCCAAGUAUCAGUGGUUGAAAUUUUGGCACGAACUUUAACCUUCAUUGAAACCCCCGAAAAAUCUUCAUUCUUCGGCAGUUCAACAAUUUGGGAAAUGUAUAAAGAGUUUCACCCAUUUAUUAACUUUGAUCCUGACUGUCGACAGUUUCUAAACAGAGUCAAUGGGUAUCUUGGAGACCAGCAAAAAGUAUUCCCUGUACCUUGCAUGAUAGUGUCUGCUGAUGAUAAUUUGCUAAGGAAGCCAAAUGAUCCAAAUUACAGUGACUUUUGGGUGGACUUCAAUCUCGGAGCAAGAAGUAUAUCAUUUUAUUAUCAACCAAGAAGCUCUGAGAGUUGGGAACUGAUGACUGUUCCUGAGGAAAAUGUCAUGAGGAUAGUUACUAAGGACAGUGCUUGUCAAUCAAGAAGUGGUGAGAAGUUUGAAGCUGUGAAAAUUGAACUAACGAUUGAUUCUUCAAAUCUGUCUCCAAGCUCAGAGCUGCCAAGCACCGUGAAGAUUUAUCCUCAGAAAGACAAAUACUUGAAAAUUGAACAUGUAAUCAAAGGGAUAUUUAAAAACAAAUAUCAGACUGAAGGAAUACAUAAUGAAUCACAACUACAAGAAACGUUAAAACAAUCUCCUGAGAAAGUUGGUGAAACUCCUAAUGGAAAGUCAUUUUCUGAGAUGAACGCUCGAUCAAAGUUGUCUGUGAAUGCAAAUGAAGACAACUACAAAAUACAACCUAAAUUGAGUACUCAGAAUAUUCAGUCAUCAGAAGAAAAAUCCAGUGCAGGAAACUCAAAUCACUCACGAUUGAUAGAAAAAACAUUAAAAGAAGACAAAAGUAAACUUCAUCUUACCAGGUUAAAAGAAAUAGAAGAUAGUGAAGCAAAAAGUAUUAUUGGAAAGAAUAUUUUUUCUAACGAAUUAAGUUUGCGAGGAUAUAAAAAAUCGCCAUCUGCUCAAGAAAGCAAAAGUUUAAACAGCGGCAAUGACAGUAGAGACUUUUCUUCUUUACUCACUAAACCUCCAAAAGCAAAAGACUCAGGGUUAGAAGAAGUAAAACAAAGUAAGUUACCUACAUGUACAGAUAACCUAAAAACACCCAAACCCAGAGAAAUCGAAGGAAACCUUGAACAAAACAGAACAGCAAAGAAAAAACUUUUGUACUCCUUUGAUGUAAGUAACGAAAAGGACGUUGUAAUGUCUUCUCAAGAACAAGAGCUUUCUAUUAAAAUGCCUUCCUACAAAAUUAAAAAAAAAGAAGAUUCUACCAAAGAAAAACUUAUUGUAAAUAGAAAAAACAUAAGCUAUUCUUACAUUGCAAACAAAGGAGUGAACAAAUCAGAUACAUGCAGAACAGAUAAAGCGCAGAAAGAAUUUAAUUUUGAAGAUGACAAGGUCAUUCAGGUUUAUGAUGAUAACGAUUCAAAAAAUUCAAGCGAAUCAUCUUCUCACACACUAUUUAAAGAUCCUAGAGAGGAACCUGAACCACUCUUAAAAUUGUUUACAAGUGCAACAAAAAAAGACAUAUCACCAUCAAAGAGUUUUCAUCCUAAAUCUUUAUAUUGUGGUUAUGUCUCUCCUGAAAAAACGGACAUUACAAAUUGUGAAAAAACAUACAAACGAUCAAAACCAAAAAGGCCAUGGAGGAGGCUAAAGGCUGUGCCAAUUGCAUCAGAAUCAUCUGAUUCUGAUUCUCAAUAUGUACCACCAACCAAACUGGUGAAAGAGGGUGAUAAGAAAAUUGUAAGAAAAUCGCCGAUUAGAACUAGAUUUGCUCAUAAUUUUGCAAAUGAUAAAAUUGAUCCAACACGAGACAUCAAUUAUUCAAAUGAGAUAAAAAUGGAAAUCGAUAAUGACUUUGAAGAACCCAAAAUAAAACCUAGAGAGAUCGUUGCAGACACUCUUACUAUUCAAGGAAAGGUAACUAGCAAAACUUCAGUUAAAGUAGGAAAAGGUAAAAAGAAAAGCAACGCAAAAAGUAAAGUAACCAAACCAGCUAUUGGUAAAAACAAGAAUUCAAAGAUAAAAAAUACUACCGAAGGUAUCCUGGAGAAUAUUUUUCAAAAGCGCACAGAUUGCAUGGAUGUUAUGAACUAUGAGCCUCCUGAAGCAUGCAGUUCACAAGACUUGGAGUUGGACAUUUUAAGCAAUGAUAAUGACGAGAAAGCAUUGAUUCGUCAUACUACUUUUAAAGCUACUGAUAUGGAACGAUUUGGAAGAAUGUUGAUAAAACAAGUCCAGGAAAAAAUAACAAAAGCUGAGAGAUUGGUUCAAAAAGAAAGGGAGAUGAACUUCGCAACAUUUGAUUUCAAACUUCAAACAUUCUGCAAUGAGUUGUACGGAAAAAGUCAAAGCAUGGAAUCUGUAACUGAUAAAUUGGAGAAAUUGAACAUCAUGAUACAAUCAACCUACAAACUUCAUAAAGAGAUUGCUGCCCAAAUCAACUCUGAGGUAUCGAAAAUUGAAGAAGCUAAAAGUGAUUUGCUGAAAAAUGCCAACAAGAUAAAGAAAACUGAAUCUUCAAGCAUAUCCUCAGUAUUUCAGGGAUUUGGUGGAUACUUAAAAAAGUUGGUGUUAUCGUUCAUCCAGAGAAAUCCCAUCAAGAAUGCUAUAACCGAUUAGAAGCUUAAGAAGAAAUAUUUUAACUUGUGAUAACUGAGGCAGUUAAACUGACUUUUAUAAACUUGCCAUUUGUGUUCCAAAGAAGGAUUAAUGUUGAGUUCAGUUUUAGAGCAUAUGUAAUCUUUGGUUUUAGGUAAUGUAGUCUGAAUUUUGUGAUAAAACUGACUUAUCAGGUUAAAGUAGGUAAGUUAACAUAACAAAUGGUAUUUUUCAAAGAAAUGUUGGAUAACAAUUUAUAUCUAAUUAAUAGACUGAAUUUUGUGAUAGUAGUGCUGUCAUAUCAGUUUGGUUUAUGCUUUCUAGAAUGAGACUGUGAUUUCAGAUGAUAUUUUAUUUUUAACCUUUAAGGUAAAGUAGUAACCAUGCUAACAACAAUUGUUUUGUUGGCUUUCAUAGAAAAAAUACAUGUUAUUUUCAAAUAUUAUGGUUCUUUAAGGAUAAGUUUUGUGAUACCAGUAAAUAGUUACCUAUGUAUAAAUGUACAUUAAGCUACUAGUUAAAACUUUUUCACAUUUCUUACGUGUAGCUUAUGGCUUUAAAUAUUUGCUUAAAAUAUCUUAAACAGAUUUGGACAUUUAUUAAGUUCACUUGAUAGGUUUUCAUAUGGUUUUGUUCGUAAUGUUGCAAGUAGAUAAAAAUUUGUUUCCAACUAAAAUUGUACAACAUAAGUGAUAUUUAUUCAAUAAAUCUAUUUCAUUAAAAA
Molecule: messenger RNA, 4140 nt
Organism: Macrosteles quadrilineatus (aster leafhopper)
Lineage: Eukaryota; Metazoa; Arthropoda; Insecta; Hemiptera; Cicadellidae
Product: synaptonemal complex protein 2-like
Exons: 16
Coding region: 237-3437 (1066 amino acids)
Source: RefSeq, a predicted model, not a curated record